Messenger RNA from Erythranthe guttata (spotted monkey flower), 699 nucleotides. The record is from RefSeq and is a predicted model, not a curated record. Lineage: Eukaryota; Viridiplantae; Streptophyta; Magnoliopsida; Lamiales; Phrymaceae.
AUGGCGUCAAAUGACAAUAGAAUGGUAGUUUACGAGCAAGGAGAACUCAUUAAGAUCGAUUGCACCCAUUCAUUUACCACGUCAGAAAAAUUCCCAACAAAAGAAGCUUUAUUUGCAUGGGUUCGUGAAGUAUGUAAAAUAAUUAGAAUGGUGUUAAUGAUUGCGGGUUCGAGUAACAAGAAUAGAGGACGUAGGACACCGUAUGUGAUUGUUUGUUGUGAGCGUGGGGGCCUUUAUGCUGGCAAGAAGGGGACAAAAGAACACAAGGAUGAUGAAAAGGCUGAGUGGAAAUUGGAUGUUCAUAGUGGUAUUCACAACCACAACUUGUUUGAAAACUUGCACGGACACUCUUAUGCCGGAAGAUUAUCAAAUGAGGAGACUUCACUUGUUCACACUUUGAAGAAAACAAUGGUGAAACCAAUGGCAAUUUUAAGAUUAUUGAAGCAAAAUGACCCGUCUAAUGUAACUGGUAUGAAGACAGUUUACAAUACUAUCUCUAAGUUAAAUUUCAAUGAAUUAUCUGGGAGAUCUCAAUUGCAACUAUUGUUCGCCAAGUUGAAAGAAGAUGAAUACCUCUCGUACCAUAGAUCGAACGAGUUUAAUGCGAUUACCGACUUGUUGUGGAUCCACCCGAAAUGCAUUAAGUUGGCACAGUCGUAUCCGUACGUAUUCGUCAUCGAUAGGUUACUGUCGAAUUAA